Closterium sp. Yama58-4 is the source of this 771-nucleotide messenger RNA. Lineage: Eukaryota; Viridiplantae; Streptophyta; Zygnematophyceae; Desmidiales; Closteriaceae. The record is from the annotation of a GenBank genome assembly.
AUGAGGAGCUGCUGCUCUUCUUCUACCAACUCGAUCUUAACACCAGGCUUCAGCUGGAAAUGGUCCUUUCGAUCCUCCUUACUCGUUCCGCAGAAAGCGCUCAACUUGGACCAAUACGAACCUGCACAGCUACUUCGGGAAAAGAUUGCAGAGCUUGAUCGUGAAAUCGCACGACAGAGAGAAGCAAAGAUGGGCACUUCAUCCAAAGAAGCAGCUCAAGACAAGGGCUUAGCCUUGUUACGCCUCAAAGCAGCGCUGCAGCGAGCAGUGGAGCAGGAGCUGUACGAGGAAGCAGCUGAGAUCAGAAAGAAAAUGGGCCAACUAGAGGGUGACACGCUGGCAGCUUCUGCUGCAGCGUUGGCUAUGGGCAAUGUCACUUACAAGCUCCGGCUAGGGCAGAAAGUUACUCACAAAGAAUUUGGCUAUCGAGGCAUUGUUGCGGGGAUGGACCCCAUGUGCUGUGAGACAGAGGAGUGGAUGUCGGGAGCUAAAAUCAGCCGACUUACUCGGGGUCCUAACCAGCCCUUUUACCAGAUCUUACUUGACUUGGGCAAUGGAGCUAGGUUUCCAGUUGCAUAUGUUGCGGAGGACCUGCUUGAAGUCCCUGAGGAGCCUGAUAAGGAGCAAAUGAUCCACCCAUACCUGUACCUUUUAUUUUAUGGAGCUGACUCUAAAGGUGACUUCAUUCCGUGCAAGCCUCUUCGGGACAAGUACAAUGCUCCCCGUCAUGAGGUUCCACUUGAAGACGACACCGACUCUGAAGAUUCGUGA